CGUCCCCUCUGCUCCAGAUGAAGCUCUUCGACAAAAACAAAGACGGCCAGUUGGGUCUCAGUGACCUGGCCAGGAUUCUGGCUCUUCAGGAAAACUUUCUUCUUCAGUUUAAAAUGGACGCCUGCUCACGGAAGAGCGGACGCGGGACUUUGAGCAGAUCCUCGCCCACCAGGACGUGGGACUUUAUUCAGGUCGACUGUUCACAAGACCAGGAGACGCACCACAGCCCCUGCCGGCGACCUCCCGCCCUGAGUGAGCUGGGUUCUCCCGUGGGCCCUGCCACGCCACGAGCUGUGCGACCUAACUUCUCUACACUGCGUGCAAAGUCGGGAUGAAGAAGGAGCUCACCAGACACCCGGGGAGACUGUGGGGAAACAACCUCCCGUCGGCUUAGGGGCCCGUGAGAAGCUUCUGUCACCCCCCACCUCCUCCUCUUCUGUGGCAGCUCCUCUCCUUGGUCCUCCAUACUGGCCUGGGGUCGCCAUGUUUUGCUUGUUCAGAAUUGCAGUUCCUCUGCUAUUCCCGAGUAAACUCAGUCGCUGUGCAAUAACUUUUGUUGUUUAACUUAAAAAAAUGUUUUUAUUUUUUUAGGGGAGGAGGGAGAGGGAGAGAGAAACAUCCAUUGGCUGCCUCCUGUGCGCCCCCUCUGGGCAACCGGGGCAUGUGUGUUCUUACCAGAACCGAACCAGUCACCUCAGUGCAGGGGACAAGGGCGCUCCACCCACUGAGCCACGCCAGCCAGAGCUGGUUUCACUUUCAAGCCUGAACCUGUUAACAGGUGUGUCCCAGGUUUCUCAUUGUGAAGUCACGCCCUCUCUCCC
Molecule: messenger RNA, 821 nt
Organism: Myotis brandtii (Brandt's bat)
Lineage: Eukaryota; Metazoa; Chordata; Mammalia; Chiroptera; Vespertilionidae
Gene: SCGN
Product: secretagogin, EF-hand calcium binding protein
Exons: 4
Coding region: 18-335 (105 amino acids)
Molecular function (GO): calcium ion binding
Source: RefSeq, a predicted model, not a curated record